GCUGCCCGCACCGGUGGGGCCCGCGAGGGAGUCAAUGGAUUGGAUGAGUUACGCCGGCGAGAGGAAGCGGAAGAGAGGAAGGAAGCCGAAGGUGAAGGUGAAUGUGGAGGGAAGUGAAGUGGGGUUAGAAAUUGUGAAUAGGGAUGGAGUGAUGGUUGAUAUUGAGUCAUUGGCAGGUGCCGACGAUACUUAUGCCGAGGAAUUGAGGAAAAGGACGGAAGGUUUGGGGACAGAGGAGGAUUUGUUAGGGUUUAUGAGGGAUUUGGGAGGGCAAUGGGGCAGUAGGAGGAAAAGGAGGAAAAUUGUCGAUGCAUGUGUCUUAGGGGAUGCGUUGCCAGUUGGGUGGAAGCUCUUGCUUGGCCUCAAGAGAAAGGAGGGGCGCGCAUCAGUGUAUUGCCGUCGAUAUAUAAGCCCGAGUGGAGAACAAUUCAUAUCAUGCAAGGAGGUUUCUUCUUACCUUCGUGACCACUUUGGGCUUAAAGAUGCAUGCAGGCCAGCCAGUCAAAGAACCAGUGAUUUUCAGCAUGAUUUCAAACAUGCAAGCAUUACCUAUAAGUAUGAUAGCCAAAGCCCUGGUACCAUUAGCAGAAUGAGUAAGCCCAUUCCAUCUCUGUCGAACGAGCAUGGUCAGGAGGUUAAUUUGCUUGGAAUUGACAAUUUGGCGGAGGUUCAAAUACAUGACCUUUUCGAAUGUCAUAAAUGCAACAUGACUUUUGAUGAGAAGGAUGUGUAUCUGCAACAUCUGCUAUCCUUCCACCAAAAGACAACAAGGAGGUAUAGGCUUGGUUCAUCUGUAGGAGAUGGAGUAAUAAUGAAAGAUGGAAAAUAUGAAUGCCAAUUCUGCCAUAAGGUAUUCGAUGAAAGGCGUCGAUAUAAUGGUCAUGUGGGAAUCCAUGUGAGAAACUAUGUUAGAAAAGUGGAAGAAUUGCCUGGACAGGGGGAUGCAUCUUCAGAAGAACAUUGAGUCUUCAAGCAGGGAUGUUCCACCUUGAAGAUCUCUAAAAUGGAUGCUCUCAUUGAAAUUGCACAGAGUUCAAUUCUCGAAACUUCUCCCAUCAUAGAUGAUCAUAAACUGUCUGACAAUUGCCGUCAUAAUGGACUUAAGGAGGAGAAAGUUGAUGCUGUAAUGGAAACUAAUGCUGGCCCUCGUGCAGACUUUGGUCCUUCUGUCGGUGAACCAAGUAUAAAAAGAAACUCCAUUGAGGAAGCCGCAGAACCAGAGUCAACUAAUAAAGAUGGUCGGAAUAUGGAUGCUCAUAAGGAAGAGAAGUUCGAUGACUCCAGCGAUGUUGUAGAUGUCAAGAUAAGCUCUAAUUUUGGUACUACAAUCGAAUCAUUAGCUAUUGAAGAAAAUUGUGACACACCUGAGACAUCUGGGGGAAAUGAUGAUCAGGCAUUUGCAGUUGAAGCAAAUAGCGAUAAAUGUGGUAUUUUGCAGGAAAAAAAGACCUGAAAGUUCUCUUGUCAAACCGAAUGAUAAUGAUAGUAUUGCAAAUUGUAAAAAUGCUGAAAGCGUGGCCUGCACUAGCAACUUAGACCCUCCCGAGAGUGAUGGGAAAGAGCUAGAAAGUACAGUGGGAAGCAGCAAAAAUGAAGCCAGUGAUCAUGUGAGCAAGACAAUGCAGCAGAUAUUUGAGAUUGCUUUUGGUGAAGACGAAGCUCCAGAUUCAGUCUCCAAGGAGGAGAGCGAUCCCCAUGCUGCUGAAAAGAAAAAUGAUGACUUAGCCGCAUUUGAGGAGAUAAGAUAUGAUGAAGAGGAAACUAUGAAGUAUGAUUUUGUGACAGCAGAAGAUUCCUUGACAGAUGUCCCAGUAGAUAUGCCAAAUAAUGCUGACAUAGAGCAGCAGUAUGUUUCUCCUGUACGGUUUGGACCAGAAGAAGUGAUGUUAGAUGUGGCUGCAAGACAGCAGCUUACUACUGCUUGUAUGUGGUGCGGGGUAGAGUUUAAGCAUGAUUCUAUUGAUUCAGAAUUGCCAUCAGAUUCAGUCGGUUUUAUGUGCCCAACCUGCAAAACUAAAAUCUCUGGACAACUCAAUCUGCUGGACAGUGCUUUUGCCUCGAACUGAGGCCAUCUCUGAGCUAGCUUUACAAGCAUCCUGUUCUUUGGGCCAGCUGCAGUUAUGAUUGGGUAAUGCAGACUGGGGAUCCUACAGGGAAACUACCUGCCCCUACCAGUUUUGAGCACUCAAAUGUAUUUGCUUCACUUGUUUCUGACCUGUCAAGUCACUGGUGUAAUGUAUUGUUAAUGUAGUGUAUUCUGUGUGUGCGAA
Messenger RNA from Eucalyptus grandis, 2270 nucleotides. RefSeq lists its product as uncharacterized. Gene Ontology annotation, molecular function: DNA binding. NCBI's taxonomy places the organism in Eukaryota, Viridiplantae, Streptophyta, Magnoliopsida, Myrtales, Myrtaceae. The record is from RefSeq and is a predicted model, not a curated record.